AUGACAGGGUCUACUGAUUACUCUAUGUCUAAAUUCCCAGACUCAGUCGGCACGAGUGAUGAAAAUGGCGGCCAUCCUGCGUCUCCUCCAGGCUAUGAGCCAGAGGAGCUUCCUCGCCAAUUUUCCCUCCUUUCUACUCUUGCCUUCGGAUUCAGCAUGACAAACUCAUGGCUUGGGUAUUCGGCCACCUUCGUUACGCCUCUAUUGCUAGGCGGGAGCCCGACAGUAUUCUUCGGGCUCAUCGUUGCCUCAGUCGCGUGCUGCUUUAUCACCGCCGGCCUAGCCGAGCUCGCUUCGGCAUACCCUUCCAGCGGAGGGCAAUAUCAUUUUGCGUAUAUGGUCACUCCUCCGAAGUACCGAGCUCUUUUUGCAUUUAUCAUGGGCUGGAUGAGUGUGGUAGCCUGGGCUCUGACCAGUUCCUCCACCGCGUUAGUCUGUGCUCAGAUGGCCGUGGACUUGGCGGGAAUCUAUCAUCCAGACUACACAGUAGACGCCUGGCAAACUUGGAUGAUAUACUGCCUACUAGUCUUGGUCGCGGCCACUAUUGUUUGUCUAUUACCAGCUGCUCUCCCGCGAGGUGAGACAGUGAUGUUUGUUAGUAGCUUUCUGGGAUUUAUUGUGAGUUUGGUCACAGUUCUGGCUAUGCAGAAAGACAAGCAGUCAGCGAAGGCAGUGUUUGUGAAUUAUGAAAACUCCAGUGGCUGGAGUGACGGUACCUCUUUUAUGAUUGGGCUUGGAACGUGCAUGUAUGCUUAUUUAGCAAUUGAUGGAGCGUGCCAUAUUGCAGAGGAACUUCCGAAUCCAACCCGCGACGUGCCUCGUGCAAUGGGAUUAACCAUGCUCAUUGGGAUGAUAACUGUCAUUCCAUGGACAAUCGCAUUCCUAUUCUCCAUCACAGACACAGAUGCCGUUGCCUCCUCCUCGAUCCCGGUGUAUACAAUUUACCUACAAGCCACUCGAAGCCAGCCUGCUGCUACUGUGCUUACCGUGUGGAUUCUUUUCGUCUACUUCGGCGCAUUAGUGUCAUGCAUCGUGACAACAGGACGACUUGCAUAUGCCUUUGCUCGAGAUGGAGGCCUUCCAUAUUCACCAUACUUUGCUCGGAUCCAUUCUAAGCUUCAAGCUCCUGUGAAUGCUACGAUCGCGUGUGUGGUCGCUAUCAUCCUAUACGGACUCAUUUACAUUGGAUCUUCAACUGCAUUCAAUAGCUUCAUAUCCAUGUCAAUCCUCUCGCUCAAUUUGACGUAUGCACUACCUCAAGCUAUUGUUUUGGUGAGAGGUCGUGAGAACGUUCUACCCAAACGACCAUUCAACUUGGGCCGUCGUCUUGGCCCUAUUUGCAACGCCUUCUCAAUUCUUUGGGUCAUUUUCAUCACCAUUAUGUCUUGCUUUCCUACCUCUAUUCCGACCACAGUGGCCAGCAUGAACUAUGUUAGUGUGAUUAUAACUGGAAUCUCUGCAAUCAUUCUGAUGUCCUGGUGGGGAGGUAAAAGGAAGACAUUCUCUGGGCCGAGAAUUGAGAUACAGGGGCUCGAGGUGGUUCUUAAUGGGUCAUGA
Messenger RNA from Penicillium malachiteum, 1557 nucleotides. Its product is annotated as amino acid transporter. Gene Ontology annotation, molecular function: transmembrane transporter activity. The coding region runs from base 1 to 1557 and encodes 518 amino acids. Lineage: Eukaryota; Fungi; Ascomycota; Eurotiomycetes; Eurotiales; Aspergillaceae. Gene Ontology annotation, cellular component: membrane. The record is from RefSeq and is a predicted model, not a curated record. Gene Ontology annotation, biological process: transmembrane transport. The transcript is spliced from 5 exons.